UAAAAGCGUAUUAUAUUUGUAUAUUAAGAAUUUUUUUUUCAUUAUUUGAUCCUUUUUUUGAACAAUUCUAUGAAAUGAUGAUCCUAAAUCUAUCUCACAAUAACAAGUUGCAAUUAGAGGAUUAUAACUUUAAUUUAUCUGGUAUGCUACGCAUAUUAGACUUAAGCCAUUGCGACUUAAAGCAUUUGCCUGAUUAUGUUUUUAACGGGAUCAUUGGACUACGGACUUUGAAUUUAGAGAAUAAUCUUUUGGCCAAUUUAAGUACCAACACUUUUAAAUUCCUCCCUGAAAUAGAAACAAUUAAACUUUCUUAUAAUAAGUUAACGAUUUUACCAGAAGGUGUGUUUCAGUCUUUACCGGUAAGGUUUAUUGACGUAUCUCAUAAUGAGUUGACUAAAAUAGAACCUAAAGCAUUUAAUACCCUACUAAAUCCCCUUGAGAUUUAUAUUGAGAACAAUAAGAGAGGAUUAGAGAUUGUUAAUGAGGCUUUUUUUAAUUUGAGCGAUAUUGGGAAAGUGUCUUUAAGAAAUUCUAAUUUAUUAAGGUUUACCCUGAAGUCGUUCAAUAAAGUGGGGAAAUUCAGGCACCUUGAUAUCAGAAAUAAUGAUUUUUCCCAAAUAAAGUUCAAUAAAAAAAUCCAUUUAAAGCAGCUGGAUAUCAGUAUUAACAAUGAAAGUAUUCCUUCAAAAGCUUUUUCAGGCCUAGGAACUUUGCUUACUUUAACCAUAUGGAAUUCUCACAUAAUCAGCAUUAAUAAAAAAGCAUUUCAAGGACUGUAUGGACUAACAAAUUUAACUUUAAUAAAUACCCUAAUUGACAAUCUAGAAUAUGGUGCUUUAGAGGGUUUAUUUCUAUUAAAAUCGUUCGAUGCUAAAGUGAUGUUUUCUGGAAAAGCAGCAUUAAAAGCCGACACUUUUAAAGACUUAUAUACAAUGCAAACCUUAAACUUAUCAGACUUGAACCUUACAACGAUUGAACCAAACACAUUUACAGGUUUAUCCCGAUUAUUGUCACUCAAUAUGUCAAAUUGUAACAUUUCCGUUGUAAAUCCAGCUGCUUUUGAUGGACUUAUUGAGACUUUAUCGUUAGAUUUAAGUUUCAAUGCCAUAAAGUCCCUAAAAGUGAAACAGCUUAUCGGUUUAAAUAACUUAAAAACAUUAAACUUAAGUCAUAAUGAAAUAACGGAUAUUGAAAUAGGCGCUUUGCAAUACUUCCCUACACUAGAAAAACUGAAUUUGAGCUUUAAUAACCUCACGGAAUUCAAAGUGGGAACGUUUUCCAAUUUGAAAUCUCUUCAACGUUUAGAUCUGCAAAGGAACAGCAUCUCGAACUUGUUAUUCGAGACUUUUUUCCCGCUCGAGUCUCUCGUUACGUUAAAUUUGGAAUUUAAUAAUUUAAAAACGAUCGGGCAUUUGCCGUUGGUGUCCAAUUUAAAACUGUUGCAGCGGAUCAAGAUCGCCAAAAAUAAAUGGAAGUGUGAAUUUUUGGGUGACAUGCUGAUCACGUUGAAGAAGUACCGCAUCGAUUAUUCUUCGGACAAUAUCAAUUAUAACGACGAUAACAUUAAUGGGAUUGAUUGUAUUGAUGUUUGCAAGUACUUGUUGUGUUUAAAGGAUUCGCACGGUAUCAAUUGAUUUAUGUACGCGGGAUUGUUUAGUGCAGUAGGUUAGAAAUUAUUAAAAACGCAUUAUAUUUGUAUAUCAAGAAUUUUC
Messenger RNA from Anthonomus grandis grandis, 1712 nucleotides. Its product is annotated as leucine-rich repeat-containing G-protein coupled receptor 5-like. The transcript has a single exon. Gene Ontology annotation, molecular function: protein binding. Gene Ontology annotation, cellular component: extracellular matrix. Lineage: Eukaryota; Metazoa; Arthropoda; Insecta; Coleoptera; Curculionidae. The coding region runs from base 75 to 1634 and encodes 519 amino acids. The record is from RefSeq and is a predicted model, not a curated record.